AAAGUUAUAUCACCACUGGAAAUGGCAGUACACGCUCCAUACAAUCAUGCACCUCCGCCCACUCAAGAAAUAAAUGGUCAGAAACCGACAUUAGCCCCCGCGAUAACUCUCGAACGUCCAGCGGACUGUAUCAACCGCGGCCAGUAUCCCGCUUUCUACAUUAUCUGCGGCUAUCUUAACAGACUACGGGCAGAUGCGCCGCACAAAAAGUACGAGCUUCUGACGAGGAUAUUCGGGAACUGGAGGGAGAAAGUAGGGCCAGAUCUUUAUCCGUUGAUCAGGUUGUUGUUACCUGAUAAAGAUAGGGAAAGACCCGUGUAUAAUUUGAAAGAGUCAAUGUUGGCUCGAUGCUACAUUGAUAUAUUGUCGUUAGAGAAGCACAGCGAGGCGGCUCAGAGGUUGAUCAAAUGGAAGCAGCCGGCAGGAAAUUCACCAAAUCCAACUGGAGACUUUGCGAAAGUCUGUUACAAUGAGAUAAAAGCUCGAUCCACCGUGGAGGAAGGGCAAUUGAGUGUUGAAGCAGUAAACAUGCUCCUAGAUAAGCUGGCUGUUGGAAAAAUGAAGCAAAAAGAUUACGUGCCGAUACUCAAGGCAAUCAAUAUGCAAUGUACAGCUGAGGAACAAGAAUGGAUUAUCCGGAUUAUACUCAAAGACCUGCAUAUCUCAAUACGUGAACGAGGGGUCUUAUCAGCGUUUCAUCCGGAUGCGAUAGAUCUGUAUAAUGUUUGUUCAGACCUGAAGCGUGUCUGUUGGACUUUGUAUGAUCCCGGCUUCAGGCUCAAUAAAAAUGAAACGCAUCUUGAAUUAUUCCACUCCUUUCUCCCUCAAUUAUGUGGCCGCAUGAAUGAUGCGUCGCUCGAAAAUAUUGCGAAGGCUAUAGGAGCGCCAAAAGAGUUCAUCAUGGAAGAAAAGUUGGACGGGGAGAGAAUACAGUUACACAUGAGAGGAAAUGGUGCACAAUGGUUCUACUGUUCAAGGAAAGCUAAAGACUAUACGUAUCUAUAUGGCGCCCACCCAGGAGAGGGAAGCUUGACGCGCUACAUAGCUACUGCGUUCCAGGACAAUGUCAGAAAUGUCAUUCUUGACGGAGAGAUGAUGGUUUGGGAUCCUGUAGUGGAACGUUACCUGGCUUUUGGGACCCUCAAGUCAGCUGCACUUGACCAUUUCAAUGAUGAAACCGCCCCUCGUCCAUGUUUCAAGGUGUUUGACAUCCUUUUCUUGAACGAUCAUUGCCUUUCCCGCAAACGUUUAUCAGAACGCAAGCGUCUCCUUCGCUCUGGAAAAAUCUUCAAGAAUAUUGAGAACUAUAAGGGGAGAUUGGAAUUUGUAGACGAGAAAAGAGGGAAGAACGCAAAGGAUAUUAGAGAGUAUUUGGAAAGAGUGGUCGAGACCAAAGGCGAAGGUUUAGUGGUUAAGAAGACGGAUGUGAUUUAUCAGACGAACUCGAGAGGAUAUGACUGGAUCAAGGUCAAGCCCGAGUAUAGUGACCAAAUGGGUGAGAAUUUAGAAGUCUUGGUGUUGGGCGGAUGGUGGGGUAAAGGAGGACGUUCAGGGAAGAUUUCAAGAUUACUCUGCGGGUUAAGAGAACAGGCGUUUGACGAUGGUACAGUGGAAAGACCAAGCUUCAAGACUUUCUGUUCAAUCGGUUCUGGAAUGAGCUACUCGGACUACGAGUGGAUUUUGAAUAAACACAAGAAGCAUUGGAGACCUUUUGAUAGGUCCAACCCACCCCCUUUCAUGAAGCUUGGGCCAGUGGGUCUCGAUGACAAGCCGGAUGUUUAUAUCGAGCCGGAAAACUCUUUCGUCAUCGAAGUAAAGGCGUCUGAAAUCGUGCCGGCAGGAGGCUAUGGAAUAGGAUUUACUCUUCGUUUUCCACGCUGUAAAUACAUUUACUACGACAAGAAUAGUCGAGACUAUGCGCUCGAUGAUGAGUCGAAAGAGAGGGAUAUGUGGACUAGUAUGUCUGUGGACGACUUCAUGGACCUCUUCUCAAGGCCCAAGAGGUCGUAUGACGAUAGUCAAGGUCCUGGGAAAAGGAAGAAGCGCAAGGUGAUCAGGUCUAAAAAAAACCACCUCAUCAGCAACUUCCGAGGUCAGAAGCUUUCAGAUGCAGAUGUGGAAACGAGCAUAUUCAGCGAUAUGACGUUUUUUAUUGUGAAGGGCACAUCCGACUACCCUAAAGCUGAUCUCGAAGCACUUGUGCAUAAGCAUGGUGCAGAUUUCACGCAAGCGCAGCUGUCCGACCUAUCGGCGAUUGUUAUCUCUCCCGAUCAAAAGAACCCUUUAGUACGAGCCCAGAUCAGACACGGAGUCAAUGUCAUCAAACCUGAGUGGGUAUUUGAGAGUAUUGCGCGGAGGACAGCAUUGCCUUUCUUAAAGGAAUUCCUGGUCUUCGCAUCGGAAGAAGCUCAAGAUGGGCGAUAUUACAAUAAGACACUUGAGCAAUACGAUAAGGUUUCUUUUGUGCGCGAUCGUACCGGCGGGGCACUCGUCGAUGAAGAUGGUGAUGCCGAUGUCGAAGAUGAGAUCAUGGAUGGUGAGGACAAAGAUGAGAUUGACGUGGAAGAAAGUCGAGAAUCCAAGAACCGAAGGAUGGCCAGAGAAGAUCUCAAAGAGAAAGAAUCGAAUAGAACGCUGGAGCAGAAGAAGCUUCAGGAAGCAUGGGGUUUGAGAUCACGAGCGAGUCCAGGAGAUUCCGAUAGUGAACCUGAAGAGGAGAUGUCGCUGAAGGAGGAGAGUGACACGGAUUCGGAAAGAAGUAGGGGGCUCCGGGCGAUUUAUGAAGAUGAAGAGGACGGAGAAAACGACAGUCAUGAAUCAGAUGUUGGGGUAAACGGAGAUGAUUACAGAGCGGUUCCCCUCAGCGGGUUGAAUGACAAGGAGGAAGGACUUAUGGGAGAGAGUCCAGAAGCAAUGCACUAUGAUGAAGAUCGAAUUUUCUAUCACCUUGCAUUUUACAUCGAUACUGCAAAGAACGCUGCGGUUAACGGCUUGGAAAGCUCGUCUCCCUCUUUCGACACCCAAGAAAGACUCGUCAAAGUCGAGAAGCUGCUGAUAGAGAAUGGUGGACGUGUGGCGAGAAGCAUCUCCGAUCCCAAGCUCACGCACAUUAUAAUGGAUGAUGAGGAUUCGAGAAGAUACGUCGAGUUGACGAGGAAGACUGCCAUGCCCAAAAGGAAACACAUUGUGACCCCCAAAUGGGUGGAGGAUUGCGUGGAUGAAGAGACAUUGCUGGACGAAGAUCUGUACAAGCCCAAGUAAUCUGUUGUAUUUUGCCAACUCGCACCAUGUACUAUCUGCUUGUACUAUAUAUAACGUGCCAGCCUGUACAUACAAUCAGUGGUAUCAGACCGCCUAAUCAUGAUCUGU
Cryptococcus deneoformans JEC21 is the source of this 3369-nucleotide messenger RNA. RefSeq names its product DNA ligase (ATP), putative. The coding region runs from base 22 to 3261 and encodes 1079 amino acids. The record is from RefSeq and is a predicted model, not a curated record. Gene Ontology annotation, biological process: double-strand break repair via nonhomologous end joining; DNA recombination; DNA biosynthetic process. NCBI's taxonomy places the organism in Eukaryota, Fungi, Basidiomycota, Tremellomycetes, Tremellales, Cryptococcaceae. Gene Ontology annotation, molecular function: ATP binding; DNA ligase (ATP) activity; DNA binding. The transcript has 30 exons. Gene Ontology annotation, cellular component: DNA ligase IV complex.